AUGAUCCAUGAAGUGGAGGAGCAACCACACCAUAUAAUAACAUCUACAUUGCCACCACUUUCGGCAGCGCCCAUUGAUGAUCCAAGAACUACAUCGACAACACGCCGGCCCAAGAAACCAACCAAGAGACGACCUAAAAACACCAAAAAACCUAAAUCACCAACAACCCCCAGACGACCAAAAAACACCCAAAAGCCUAAACCAUCAACACCAACCGCCACAAUCGUUACGGAAAACCCUACAAGCGCAAGCACCACAACCCCGAUUCCUACAUUGGUGUCACAUCCCAUAAUACCUUAUCCAGCUUAUUUUUACCACAAGUGUCCAUGUGUUGCAACACCCAGUCCAUCAACGACGACAACAACUACCGCGACACCAACAACCACGUCGACGGUGUCAACCACAGUCAUUGCGGGAAGUUCAGUUGGAACAACAAUUGCACCACCAGCAUCCCAUCCGAUUACAACACGAAGUUCUUGGUGGUGGCCCUGGGGUAAUUAUCGUGUAAUAACCAAUAUAAAUCGUCUUACCAACGGUACAAGCUGGAAUUUAACUUACGUAGCUCAAGAGACGUAG
Molecule: messenger RNA, 576 nt
Organism: Musca vetustissima
Lineage: Eukaryota; Metazoa; Arthropoda; Insecta; Diptera; Muscidae
Product: adipocyte plasma membrane-associated protein Hemomucin-like
Exons: 1
Coding region: 1-576 (191 amino acids)
Source: RefSeq, a predicted model, not a curated record